Schizosaccharomyces japonicus yFS275 is the source of this 541-nucleotide messenger RNA. RefSeq names its product copper chaperone. Gene Ontology annotation, biological process: protein folding. The coding region runs from base 22 to 366 and encodes 114 amino acids. NCBI's taxonomy places the organism in Eukaryota, Fungi, Ascomycota, Schizosaccharomycetes, Schizosaccharomycetales, Schizosaccharomycetaceae. Gene Ontology annotation, cellular component: cytosol. The transcript has 3 exons. The record is from RefSeq and is a predicted model, not a curated record.
UUGGCAUACAUUGAACUCACGAUGUCAUUUAGCGGAGCUGGCGGGGUUCCUGGUAGUUUGAAGAAGAUUCCUCCUGAACGCGGCAGUUUUCCCUUGGAUCACUAUGGGGAAUGCAAGGAAGUGAUGCAACGCUAUUUGGCUUGCCUUAAAGCAAAUAAGACUGAACAACAAAAAUGUCGGCCAUUGGCAAAAGAGUAUCUUCAAUGUCGUAUGGACCGUGAGCUAUUUGGAAAAGACGACAUGAAGAAUCUAGGUUUUAAGGAUGAGACAGAGGAGACAAAAACUCCCUCACAACCAAACGACACGAAUACCCAAGAGCAACAACAGAAGAAUGAUGACCAUAAGUCAAAUGAAACAAGUUCAUAAAGUGCCGUAGUGGACAUGGUUUAACGAAUUACUAGUUUAGCUUUUCAUUUUCUCUCAGUAAAUUACAUAUCAUUUUUACGCGUAUGACAGACAUGCCUUUUCAGUUACGACACUCUGCUUCAUCAUUAAAUAGCCUACCUGCAUUGCCAUUGCAUACUGUAAAACACGUUUAUAU